Messenger RNA from Durotheca rogersii, 789 nucleotides. RefSeq lists its product as uncharacterized. The record is from RefSeq and is a predicted model, not a curated record. Bases 1 to 789 code for a protein of 262 amino acids. NCBI's taxonomy places the organism in Eukaryota, Fungi, Ascomycota, Sordariomycetes, Xylariales, Xylariaceae. The transcript has 6 exons.
AUGUAUCACGUAGAAAGCCACCUAUACCUAGCUCCCUACUUCUUCACUCCUUUACUCAUUUCCUUCCUACCUAGUGUCGUUAACUUGGCUCGAUAUUAUUACCGCCGGACUGUUCGAAUCCGCGGUAUAAAUGACGAUAUUGGAGACAAUAGCUACGGAGACCGACGGUCGGUAGCGUCUUGGGGCUUAAGUGCAGCUAGAAGAUUGCGAAAAGGCCGCAGCAUCGCCGGCCUAAAACGGACAUCGAGCCAGACUGGGGCUUUUUUACCGCCGAUACUCCGAGAUUACGGGAGCCCGAUCUAUCAGGCAAGCUCUCGUACGGCUUUGCUUUCCGCCUUAGAAGGCUGCGUGAAAGGAUACGAGUCUUUACGUAAGGCCGGCUUCCUCCGUGGAGACAUUUCCGUUAAUAAUCUUAUGGUCAACGAGGAGGACGAUAAUCCUCGGUGGUCUUUCUUCUUAAUCGAUCUCGACCUCGGGUUAAGGAGGCGCGGGGCCUUCACGGCAAUCGGAGUCAUUCUCGGCGAGCAGCACCCCGUUAUGCACGAUCUCGAGUCAUUCUUCUGGGUGUUGUUCUGGAUAUGUAUCCACGACAACGGAUCGGUUCAACUACUACGUGACGAGAUAACUGAAUCCCUCACACCGUACUACCAGCCGCUGGUACGAUGUGUCAACAGAUUGUGGCGACAAGUAUUUCCAAUGGGCAGGCCGUGGGAACGGGAAGACCCAGAGUUGUAUUCUCGCGUGAGGCCAGUCCCCGGAGAAGCACGGGAGGAUCCAGAGGUUUUCUAA